Messenger RNA from Apis laboriosa (Himalayan honeybee), 886 nucleotides. It is a transcript of the gene Tim23, whose product is annotated as mitochondrial import inner membrane translocase subunit Tim23. The record is from RefSeq and is a predicted model, not a curated record. Gene Ontology annotation, biological process: protein import into mitochondrial matrix. Gene Ontology annotation, cellular component: TIM23 mitochondrial import inner membrane translocase complex; mitochondrial inner membrane. Bases 106 to 720 code for a protein of 204 amino acids. NCBI's taxonomy places the organism in Eukaryota, Metazoa, Arthropoda, Insecta, Hymenoptera, Apidae. Gene Ontology annotation, molecular function: transmembrane protein transporter activity. The transcript has 5 exons.
UAAAUGAUUUAAACUAAUUUUAGAAAACGUGUGAACGCGAUCUCUGUUCACGAGUGUAACGUGAUAAUAGUGUAAAUCAAAAUUUUAUCCAGUCUAACAUCGAAAAUGAUAGAUUUACGUGAUGAGAAUGCUAAAAAUACAAUAAAUGGUGGAAAAUAUAGCAAUUUAAAUAUACCAGUAACAUCACAACAAGGAUUAGCGCCACUUAGUCCCUAUUUAAAUUUUGAUCCUGCAUAUCUUCCUCCAAGCCAACCAGAAUAUAUAUUUCCGGAAGGAGCAGCAAAACAAAGAGGAAGAUUUGAAUUGGCUUUUAGUCAGAUUGGUGCAGCAUGUAUUAUAGGAGCUGGUAUUGGAGGUGCUACUGGUUUGUAUAGAGGCAUUAAAGCAACAUCUUUAGCUGACCAAACUGGUAAACUUAGAAGAACACAAUUAAUCAAUCAUGUUAUGAAAAGUGGAUCCUCGUUAGCAAAUACAUUUGGAAUAGUAUCUGUGAUGUAUAGUGGAUUUGGUGUGCUUUUAUCUUGGGUCAGAGGUACAGAUGAUUCCUUGAAUACAUUAGUAGCAGCAACUGGAACAGGGAUGUUGUUCAAAUCUACAACUGGCUUAAAAAAGUGUGCAUUGGGUGGUUGUAUAGGACUAGGAAUAGCAUCUGUAUAUUGCUUAUGGACUAAUCGAGAAGCCUUACUGGAAUUGAGGCAUCGCAAUAUAAAUCCAGCGUAAGACUAUCUAAAUAAUAUAUAGGAGGAACGAGAUUUCAAGCUACUAGAAAUUCACACAACGAAAGCAAAUUGUUUUGUAUAUAGAAAAUCAUAUUUGAAGAUUUUAUAGAAUAUAAACGUUUUAGUAAAAAUAAAUGAAAUCAAUAUACAAUACAAAUAAAGAAAAA